Molecule: messenger RNA, 1107 nt
Organism: Symbiodinium pilosum
Lineage: Eukaryota; Dinophyceae; Suessiales; Symbiodiniaceae
Source: the annotation of a GenBank genome assembly
AUGCCAGGUGCGAGCGAGAAAAGAAGACAAGUUCUCAAGGUUGAUGCUGGCGAGUUCCCCCUGCGUCUAGACGAGUUCCGCCACAAGGAAGCAGUGGUGGUAACAGGCUUGGUCAAGCAUUGGCCCGCCACCCGAGAGUGGACCUGGGAGCAGCUGGCAGAUCCUGCAGGCAAGUACAAGCGCUUUCGCCUGGAGAAACAUCUGCAACAGUAUUUCUCCACUCACGCCCAGAAUGAGAAUCUCUUCCUGGAAAACAUCAUUUUGCAGCAGCCUUUCUCCGACGACUGCCCUUUUGCGUCCGUCACCCAGCAAGCAGAUGGCCCUGACAAGCUCCUGGGCAGAAACUAUCUGCCGAGGCUCAACCAGGCCUGGUCAGAGAGCAAGAAGCUUGCCAUCCAAGCAGGUUUCCUGGAUGAUGAGGAUUACGCGGAGUCUGUGCAAGGCUUCAUCAUCGCCGGCCCUGCAGGGGCAGGUGGUAUGCUGCACAUGGAUCCAGAUUCAACCGCCUACUGGAACGCCCUGGUCCAUGGUCGCAAGCGCUGGAUGUUCCUGACGCCAGAGGAGCUGGAUGUGCUGGCCAAAGCUCUCAUCAAUGCAGGUCUCGCACAGGAGCUUGGUUCCCUGACCUUGCCUCCCGGGAACGUUAGCCGCCAGACGACGACCAAACAUGUGAAGAAGCUUCUGCAGAGAAUUCCUGCCAUCAGCUGGUUUGGCAAGUUGAUGCCACUUCUGCAACAGGCCAAGCUCGACUUUGGCUACGCGGAGGUCAUUGUGGAGGCGGGGGAGCUGGUCUACGGACCUCCAGGGCUUUGGCACAUUGCCUUGGCUUUGGAGGAUUCCAUAUGCUGCAGCGAGCAGCUGAUUGACGACGGCAAUCUUAUCCGUUUCGUCAAGGAUGAUGGGCAGCCGUACGAGCCGGCCUUUGCAUAUUUGGGCUGCCAGGCUGCAAAAAAGCAUUGGCCAAACCUAAUGGAUCCUCUUGCAUCGUUCUGCAACCGUGCUGAGCGGGAUCUGAAGAGGCAAAGUGGGUUCCUACAACCCAAGCGGAGGAGCACCCGAUGUAACGACACGCAUGAUGGAGUUAACUCCAGCUGCAGUGCUGGAUGA